Messenger RNA from Sinocyclocheilus anshuiensis, 2358 nucleotides. RefSeq lists its product as uncharacterized. Bases 1 to 2358 code for a protein of 785 amino acids. The transcript has 10 exons. Lineage: Eukaryota; Metazoa; Chordata; Actinopteri; Cypriniformes; Cyprinidae. The record is from RefSeq and is a predicted model, not a curated record. Gene Ontology annotation, molecular function: protein binding.
AUGGAGGGAGAUUCUGUCACGCUACACACUGUUACUGAACUUCAGGGAGAUGAAGAGAUUGUGUGGAGGUUUAACAAAACUCGCAUAGCUAGAGUGAUAAUGAACAAUGCUACAUAUGAUGAUGUUGUGAGAUUCCGAAACAGACUGCAGCUGGACAAUCAGACUGGAGAUCUUAAGAUCAAAAACUUCACAGUCCCAGACUCUGGACUUUAUAAGUUUGAGAUCACCAGCCCCAGAGUGUCCUCAGACACGACGUUCAGUGUCAGUGCUGUGAGUACUGGAGUGAAGCCAGUGACAGUGAUGGUGGGAGAUUCAGUCGUUCUACACACUGAUGUUCCUGAUAUACAGAGAUAUGAUGUGAUACGGUGGAGGUUUGGACAGCAGACAUCUCCUAUAGCUGAAAUCAACAGAAAGGCUGGAAUCUUCAACACAUCUGAUGGUCCUGAUGGGAGAUUCAGAGACAGAUUACAGCUGGACAAUCAGACUGGAUCUCUGACAAUCAAGAGCAUUGGAACCAAACACUCUGGACUUUAUGAAGUUGAUACCAGCAGCAGCAAACAGACCAUACACAAGACAUUCAGUGUAACUGUCAGUGAUGCAGUGAAGUCAGUGUUAGUGAAGGAGGGAGAUUCUCUUACUCUGCAGAUUAAUUUGACUAAAAUACAGAACGAUGAUCAGAUACUGUGGAUGUUUGGAGACAUUGUCAUAGCUGAAAUCUAUAAAGCAGCGCAACGGUUUUAUAUAUAUGAUGGUCCUGAUGGGAGAUUCCGAGACAAACUGAAGCUGGACAAUCAGACUGGAUCUCUGUCCAUCACAAACACCUGCGCCACUGACUCUGGACUUUAUGAACAGAAGAUCAGCCGCAGGAGACACACCAUAAACAGGAGAUUCACUGUCAUUGUCACUGCUGUUUCAGGUUCAGGUCUGUCUGCAGCUGCUGUAGCAGGGAUUGGUGUUGUUGAUCUUCUGCUGGUGGCUGUGGCUGUAGUUUCAGUUGCUCUUGUGAUUCACUAUCGCCGCAAGAUCUCUGAACUAGAAAGACUUUCGGGAUCCAGAUCCGCCGAAGCACAUUUGAGAGGAAACAUGAGGACAAAGAUGUUUUUCGUUAGUCUGCUCGUGUUUUCUACAUUCCUCUUGCACGGUGCAUCUGGUGUUGAGACAGAUAGAGUCUCAGUGUCAGUGAUGGAGGGAGAUUCAGUCACUCUACACACUGAUGUUGAAACAAACCAACAAGAAGAGAUUCAUUGGUAUUUUAAUGACACUCGCAUCGCUCAAAUCAGUGGAGAUCUCAGUCAUACCUGUACAGAUGUUCAAUGUGAAGAUGCUGAUGAGAGAUUCAGAGACAGACUGAAGCUGGAUCAUCAGACUGGAUCUCUGACCAUCACAAACCUCAGAACCACAGACUCUGGAGUUUAUGAAUUACAGAUCAUCAGAGGUAGCAAUAGUCCCAAGACCUUCAACGUUACUGUUCAUGGCAUGUCUGGUGCUGGUUCAGAUGGAGUCUCAGAGUCAGUGAUGGAAGGAGAUUCAGUCACUCUACACACUGAUGUUGAAAUAAUCCAAAAAGAAAAGAUUCAUUGGUAUUUUAAUGGCAUUCGCAUCGCUUACAUCAAUGGAGAUCGCCGUUUUAUCUGUACAGAUGUUCAGCGUGAAGAUGCUGAUGAGAGAUUCAGAGACAGACUGAAGCUGGACAAUCAGACUGGAUCUCUGGCCAUCACCAACACCACACCCACAGACUCUGGACUUUAUAAACUAGUGGUCAUCAGCAGCAACAGUGAUAGUGAAAAGAUCUUCAAUACUGUCAUUGAGCGGUUCGGUCCGACCACCGUGAAGGUGUCAGAUUCAAGUUCGGAUCGCUUGCAUGUGAGCUGGAGUCCAGUCCAGCCUGAGCAGGUCCAGCAGUACCGUGUGGAGUAUGGAGAGAUUCCCAGCGGUCUGGUCUGGAAUUUGACCCUGCCUUCAAAUCAUAGCUCCGCCCUCCUCACCCAGCUCCGCCCAGACACCAAGUACCUGAUCACCAUCACUGCCCUGCACUCCUCCGGCCAGCAGAGGGCGAUGUCCAUCCGAGCCUGUACACCAGAUGCACUCCCGGCGCUAACUGACCUGCAGUUGACCACGGUGGGGCGGGGUUUGGUACAGGUUGAGUGGCAGGGACAGGGGGCGGGGCUUCUGGGCUACUGGGUGAGUUGGAAGAAUGAAGAUCAGCCUUUUUCGUCAUCCUCAUCUUCCUCAAUGUACCUGCCGCCAAAUUCACUGUCCACAGAGCUGACGGAGCUGGGCCCUGGCAGCCGCGUGUGUGUGUCGCCAGUGUAUCGCAGUGCGCGCGGGGAGGGGCUCUGCUGCACUGCACGCACAUAA